Clarias gariepinus (North African catfish) is the source of this 742-nucleotide messenger RNA. RefSeq names its product interleukin 17a/f1 (gene il17a/f1). The record is from RefSeq and is a predicted model, not a curated record. Gene Ontology annotation, molecular function: cytokine activity. The coding region runs from base 36 to 509 and encodes 157 amino acids. Gene Ontology annotation, cellular component: extracellular region. The transcript has 3 exons. Lineage: Eukaryota; Metazoa; Chordata; Actinopteri; Siluriformes; Clariidae. Gene Ontology annotation, biological process: inflammatory response.
CAGCAGAGAGGUCCCCGACAACAGCAGGAAAAAAAAUGGCUUUAAAAUUCGCACUCUUAUUGCUACCAUAUAUGAUGAUAAUGAUGAUUGCGAUGAUGGUCGCUCAGGCUGCUCCUCAUAAACCUCCAGGAAAAGUCAGCACUCAUCGCAAACCUCCUGAAGAUGAUGCCCCGAAAUAUUACAUCGUCGGCAACCUGGAACACGAAAUCAAGACGACAUCGCACUCUGUGCGGCCCAUCCACAACGACUCCAUCUCACCCUGGGAAUACAUCACCACGACCGAUUUGAAUCGGAUUCCAGCGCAGCUCCAUGAGGCCCGGUGCCUCCUGAGCGGCUGUUUAAACUGGGAAGGAGUCGAGACCAUGGAGCUGGAGUCCAGACGGAUUAUCCGGCAGAUUCCGGUGCUGCAGAGAGUCCGAGGCGACGACAAAAACUACAACUUCAGACUGGAAUAUAAAGCCAUCUCAGUGGGCUGCACCUGUGUGCGUCCGUACGUCCAGGAGAUCUGACACAGGGGACACUGAACUUCUUGUGGAGCUUUACUCUUAACUCUAUUAUUAUUAUUAUUAUUAUUAUUAUUAUUUAUGUAUUCCCUGCUCAUCUUUUUGUAAAAUUUUAUUUUAUUUAUUAGUUAAUUAAUUUUUUCCCCAUGUGUGUUACAUCUGUUAUUUAUUCACUUAAGAUAUGUAUGAGAAUAUAAAGUGAAUUAAACUAAUUUAUUAAACAAAAGAACCAUGUUGUC